This is a messenger RNA of Mesorhabditis spiculigera, 1059 nucleotides long. Lineage: Eukaryota; Metazoa; Nematoda; Chromadorea; Rhabditida; Rhabditidae. The record is from the annotation of a GenBank genome assembly.
AUGGCCCCACCCCAAGGAGACAAUCUAUCCGCCGUCCUCCACGCAAAAGAUGAUCUGCGCAUGGAGCAGAAGCCGAUCCCCAGCCCUGGACCUAAGCAAUUGCUCGUCAAAAUUCACACAGUUGGUAUCUGCGGCAGCGAUGUGCAUUAUUGGACCCAUGGAGCUAUUGGGCCAUUUGUUGUGAAAGCUCCGAUGGUUGUUGGUCAUGAGACCUCCGGAAUUGUUGCGGAGGUUGGGUCUGAUGUUCAAGGAUUUUCUGUUGGUGAUCGCAUCGCCCUUGAGCCUGGUAGCCCUUGCCGUGGUUGCGAGCACUGCAAGAUUGGCCAAUACAACCUUUGCCCCGAGAUGCGGUUCUUCGCCACCCCUCCCAUCGACGGUACUCUAACCCGAUAUGCCGUUCAUGAUGCCGAUUUUUGUUUCAAACUUCCCGACCAUGUCACUUUCGAGGAAGGCGCCCUCCUCGAGCCUUUGUCAGUAGCUGUACAUACUGUCAAACGCUCGGGGCUGAGGAUCGGCCAAAAAGCUUUGAUCCUGGGAUCAGGACCCAUCGGAAUUCUGACUCUAUUGACGGCCAAGGCUGCUGGGGCCUCUGAGGUCCUUGUGACAGAUAUUGACGAUGGGCGAUUGGCUUUGGCGAAGAAGCUCGGAGCUGACCAUGUUGUUAAUGUUCGAGGAAAAUCCGUAGACUCUGCCAAGCAAGAAAUCAUUUCCCUUUUGCGCCAGCGUCCGCACGUCAGUAUGGAGUGUACCGGAGUGGCCACCAGCAUUGAGACAGCAAUUAAUGCAACAGUCUCGGGAGGCUGUAUCGUACUUGUUGGCCUUGGCGCGGAUCGUGUAGAACUGCCCAUGGUUGAGGCUGCCACUCGCGAGAUCGAUAUUCGCGGAAUUUUCAGAUAUGCUAAUUGCUAUCCGACGGCUCUCGAGUUGGUCGCCUCGAAACGGGUUGAUUUGACUCCAUUGACUCGUGCUCAUUAUACUUUGGAGGAGACUGAGGAGGCAUUUAAACGUGCCCAAAAAGCCGACGUCAUCAAGGUGUUCAUCAACUGUGAAAAGAAAGCU